This is a messenger RNA of Toxotes jaculatrix (banded archerfish), 2385 nucleotides long. It is a transcript of the gene nog2, whose product is annotated as noggin 2. The transcript has a single exon. The coding region runs from base 1272 to 1901 and encodes 209 amino acids. The record is from RefSeq and is a predicted model, not a curated record. Gene Ontology annotation, biological process: osteoblast differentiation; negative regulation of BMP signaling pathway; negative regulation of cell differentiation. Lineage: Eukaryota; Metazoa; Chordata; Actinopteri; Toxotidae.
AAAGAAACGCUCCAGCGCCAAGUCUCUCAGACUCCUGAAGUAGGAGCGACUCAGUAGGAGCUUCUGUACCAGUUAUCAAAGGAGUAGAAAGGCUCCCUCAGGAAUUGACCGCUUGCACCGACCGGGCAAAAAACAAAAGACUCCAUAUUAUGGACUGUCUCGUCAUGCAGCGAAAGAGGAAUCUGGAGCUUUUCUGAGAGGAUUCAGCAAUGCCACAGAGAAAGGAACUCUGAACUAUCAACGUUUGCUGGCUUUCUGCAGUUCGCAUUUGGUAUGCACCGAUACUGCAAUUUGCUGUAAAGCCACUUUUCAGCGUUUUUUUUAUUUUUUUUAUUACAUGCACAGCCGAGAGUUCUGUGGGAAUAUUACAGCCUGAGACUUUCAUGUUUUAAAAAACUGCUCUGCGAUUUGGAACAUCCUGGAAAGAUAAAUGGCUGUUAUUUCAUAAGUUGAGAUUGCAUCCCGCUGCGGCGCAUUUUCCUCAAAGUUCUUUUUUUUUUUUGGACAUUUUCAGUAAGGUGCACAUAUCAACGGCUGGAAUACCACAAGGGACUGGCUGCAUAGACUUAUUCCUCAGUCCAUGGAUCGUGCGCCCUGGGACCUUGUCAAACCUGAGAGCGUCAGGCGACGUUAAGUGAAGCCACGUUUAUAAAAGCCGUGCGUAAAAAUAACAUUGGCCAAGGCAGCCCUCAUUGCCGGGGCGCGUGACAUUUAAAACUUGGUGAGGUACUCUUUUGUGCGCCCUUUCUCUCUCGGGACGCUCCGGAUCUAUCCUGUCUCUUUAGAAAACACUUCAUUCCAUGCAGCUCUUGCCUCGGCCGCUGUCAUCCAGUGUAGACAGUUCGUCGUGGCUUCGAGUCCCCGGGGUAACCAUGACAACCAAAAGAAACCCAAAGUGAAUCCAAGGGAGCGGGGUGAGGCCGGAGAGAGCGUGAAUAGAGUUUUCCCCAUUUUGUUUUGUGCUUUUUUUUUUUUUUUUUUUUUUUUUUUUUGGUUUAGACUAAAUACUUUUUGCAAAGUAGGGGCACCGCUUCGUGCUGCAGAGUUGCAUCAGCGGACAAAUUGCAAAGUUGAAGGAGCCCUAAAAAGCAUAGCACUCCGCUCCAUGUCAUUCAAACCCGACGUGGUCUAUUAAAAGUAUCGCCUUGCUUGUGACUGAACUUCUACUAUUUAUGAAGCCCCGGGCUAGUCAUUGCAGACAACACAGUAACCGGGAAAAGAACUGAAUACUAUUAACGCGAGAAGAGCCGGUGCAUAUAACAACAGGAAUAAUGGGCCUCUCACAAACGCUACUCGUUUACGUGCUGGUGUGCGUUCACCUUGGAGUUUCCCAGCAUUACCUUCGCCUCCGUCCGUCGCCUAGUGAUCACCUCCCCGUGCCCGGCCUGAAGGAGGACCCCGACCCGGAGUACGACCCCCGGGAGCAGGACUUGGUCGAGAGGACUCUGAGGAAAAGGCUCGGCAGUAACUUUGACCCCAACUUCAUGUCCAUCAGCUUACCCACGACGGUGAACAUCUCAGACAACCUGGUGAAGCUGCAGGGGCCCAUGCCUAACGAGAUUAAAAAACUGGACCUCACAGAGACCCCCUAUGGAAAGCGGGUAAAAGUGGGCAAGAAAGCCCGUAGGAAAUUUCUUCAGUGGCUGUGGACCUAUACGCACUGCCCAGUAGUGUACACCUGGAAGGAUUUGGGCGUGAGGUUCUGGCCACGUUACAUCAAGGAGGGACACUGUUUCUCUGAGCGCUCUUGCUCCUUCCCUGAGGGGAUGUCUUGCAAGCCCGUCAAGUCAAUCAACAAGAUUUUCCUCCGGUGGUAUUGUCAAGGGUUUCUAAGACAGAAAUACUGUACGUGGAUACAGGUGCAAUACCCAAUCAUCUCAGAGUGCAAGUGUUCGUGCUGAUUUUCUCUAAGGAAGUAGCGGUGGUCGAGGGGGGAGUGGACUGGAAAUACGGUUUCUAUUGCACUGUUAACUCUCUACAGAGGUGGGCACCAUAGCAAAUCUAUUUUUUUAUAUAGCAUUUUAAGUGAAAUACCAACAUUGUACAUAUUUAAGAAAAAUGCAGCUAUUUUUUCUAAUUGAACCAGGACCAUAUUUUAUUCUCAGCCCUGAAACGUUGUUUUUGGGGGAACACGAGCACUUCAUAAGGAAGAGCUUUUUUUUUUUUUUUUUUUUUUUUUUUUUUUGAUAUUUCUUAUGAGACAUUGAAGAUGGAAUGCAAAUGCUACACUUCUCCAAGAGGUGAACUUUUUUUUCUUCAACUGAACAUUGAUGCUGACUGUUAUUUCACUGCAGUGCUGCCUAGAGUUUUUGUAUAAUAUUAAUAUCAAUAAUAAUUAAAUUGUAAAAAAAAAAAGAAGUUGAGGUUAAAGAUAUAUAUAAAGGC